Molecule: messenger RNA, 977 nt
Organism: Aricia agestis (brown argus)
Lineage: Eukaryota; Metazoa; Arthropoda; Insecta; Lepidoptera; Lycaenidae
Exons: 1
Coding region: 21-905 (294 amino acids)
Source: RefSeq, a predicted model, not a curated record
CAUACUGGUGACCCCUAAACAUGAGCAAGACAUCGGAGUUUGAAGAUGCACUCGAGCCUAGCGCAGGCGCGUCAUUAGAGAAUAGUGCGGGGACAGUGUCGAUAGAACCAACAUUAUCGACAAAUGUUUUUAAGGUCGGCGUAAGAGUGCCACCAUUCUGGGCUGACGAACCGGAAAUUUGGUUCGCUCAAGUCGAGGGACAAUUUAAUAUUUCUGGAAUUACGAACGACUCCACGAAAUUCCAUUAUGUCAUCGCCCAGCUCGACAACCAAUAUUCGCGAGAGGUUAAGGACAUCAUAAUUAACCCACCUGCAACUAAGAAGUACGAAAAGCUAAAAUCGGAACUUAUUAGUAGAUUGGGCAUUUCCAACGAGACGAAAAUUAAGAAACUGCUGAUGCAUGAAGAGCUCGGUGACCGCAAGCCGUCUCAUUUCUUCCGGCACCUCAAGGAUUUGGCAGGCCACGGAGUACCAGAUGAGUUCAUCAAGUCUAUUUGGACCAGCCGCCUUCCUCGUGGCGUGCAGAUGGUGCUUGCUGGUCAGCCAGCAUCGACUUCACUCGAAGACCUCUGCGACUUAGCUGACCGCGUCAACGACUUGGCCUGUUCUUCGCCAAGUGUAGCUGCAGUGAGUCGAGAAGCCCCGGGUUCAGUCCUCAGCGAUCUUGCGAGGGAAAUCGCAGAACUCCGGAAGCAGUUCCAGCAGUUCCAGGCGUCAUCUGGUAGGAGCAGAUCCAGAACGCGUGGACAUCAAGGCAGGCAGAGGAGCUCUUCGAGGCAACGAUCCCAGUCGAACUACCGGAAAUACCCCCUCUGCUGGUACCAUGGCAAGUUUGGAGACAAGGCCAGUAGGUGUAUCCGGCCAUGUGACUACAAGUCGGCGGAAAACGCGAUGGGCAGUCGAUAAUGGCGACUGACGAUUGCCCAUCAACGUCCACUGGUCGCCUGUUCGUAACCGACCGCGCUACGAAGACGCAGU